This is a messenger RNA of Haemonchus placei, 1488 nucleotides long. The record is from the annotation of a GenBank genome assembly. Lineage: Eukaryota; Metazoa; Nematoda; Chromadorea; Rhabditida; Trichostrongylidae.
AUGGUAUUUACGUGUGCAAUCAGUGGAGAGCCUGCUGAAGAGCCUGUAGCUGCUCCAUCUGGGCACAUUUAUGAGAAACGGCUUAUUUUGAAGUAUAUUGUCGAAAAUGGAGUCGAUCCGGUUACUAAUGAGUCGUUGGACGAAAAACAGUUAAUUCCGCUGAAAACGGGUGCGGUAGACACUACGCCUCGUAAUGUCGCUGGAACAUCAAUUCCUUCGCUUCUGAAGAUGUUACAAGACGAAUGGGAUAGCGUGAUGUUGAACAGCUUCUCACUUCGACAACAGUUACAGACUGCACGUCAAGAACUUUCGCAUUCACUCUACCAGCACGAUGCCGCUUGCCGUGUGAUUGCCCGUCUUACCAAAGAAUUAACCGCUGCUCGUGAAGCGCUCUCGACCCUUAAGCCGCAUGCUGCUAAUGUGGCACAUACUGCUGGAGAUAUUGAUAUGGAGCAAAGCGUAGAUGAGGCUCAGGGCAUAUCGGAGGCAGUCCUGGCUCGCUUAGAUGAGAAAGCAAAAACUUUGACGGCAGCUCGUAAACAGCGAGGAAAGAACCUCCCGGAGGAGCUCACAAAACAGGACGAAUUUGCGUCAUUCCGAGAAUCAGCUUGUCAUACUGGAAUCCACAGCACCGGUGUUCCGGGAGUUACUGCUCUUGAUGUCCAGGGCAAACUGGUGCUUACUGGAGGUGCAGAUAAAACUGUUGUCUUGUUCAAUUCUGAGAAGGAACAAGUUCAAGACGUUUUCAAAGGACACCAGAAGAAAAUCAAUGCUGUCAUUCUACAUCCUAACUCAAAGAACGCCAUCUCUGCGAGUUCUGAUGCUCAGGUGCGAGUGUGGACAACAGGUGAAGAAAGCUGUAAAGCUCUAAUCGACAUUCAUCAAGCAGCAGUCACAGAUAUCUCACUUCACGCAACUGGAGACUAUGUCCUUUCUGUGUCAGAUGAUUCUCAUUGGGCUCUCAGUGAUGUCAAUACAGGAAAGACCCUCUGCAAGGUUCGCGCAGAUGACAACUCAUCCGUUGCGGUUUGCUGUGGCCAAUUCCAUCCUGAUGGUUUGAUUUUCGGUACCGGAACUGCAGAUGCUGUCGUAAAAAUCUGGGAUUUGAAAGAGCAAACCAAUGUUGCUAACUUCCCCGGUCAUCAAGGCGCAGUCCGAGCGAUCGCGUUCUCGGAGAAUGGUUAUUAUUUAGCCACUGGCGCGGAAGAUGGCGAGCUCAAAUUAUGGGAUUUGCGUAAGCUGAAGAAUUUGAAGACAUUGAGUCUGCAUGACGGCAAGCACUCCAUCAACAACAUUUGUUUCGAUCAUUCUGGAACGUACCUGGCAGUAGGAUCUUGUGAUGUGGAGGUGCUGCAUGUCAAAUCUUGGCAGGUCGUUGCGACGUUUGAAACGCAUACUGCAGCCGUUACGGCAGUACGGUUUGGAGCUCAUGCACGUUCUUUGUACUCAACAUCAAUGGACAAGAGUCUUCGCGUCUACUCCCUUUGA